Messenger RNA from Acanthoscelides obtectus, 305 nucleotides. The record is from the annotation of a GenBank genome assembly. NCBI's taxonomy places the organism in Eukaryota, Metazoa, Arthropoda, Insecta, Coleoptera, Chrysomelidae.
AGAGACAGUGCGUAGACGUUGGCUGUUAUUUGUGCUAUCUAUCCCGUCCGAAUAUUGACUAACAUCGGUGAAUGGCUAUGGCAAAUUCUGACUGGGAAAAUCGUCGUCCCUUAACGCAACGUGAGUUACAAAAUGAGGUCGACAAUGUGUGGCAAAAUGAAGAUGAGGCAGAUAGUGACGAAGACUUGUUUGGUGAAUUAUCUGACAGGGACAACAGUCUGAUACUGACAAUGAACAGAGUGAUGAUGGUGAUGAAGUUGUGUUACAGAAUCCUGGUAUAUCGAGCAGGAACACUGCUAGUAUAA